Aspergillus niger is the source of this 240-nucleotide messenger RNA. RefSeq lists its product as uncharacterized. Lineage: Eukaryota; Fungi; Ascomycota; Eurotiomycetes; Eurotiales; Aspergillaceae. The record is from RefSeq and is a predicted model, not a curated record. The transcript is spliced from 3 exons. Bases 1 to 240 code for a protein of 79 amino acids.
AUGGAUAGGAUAGGAGGGACUUGCUUGGGAGAGGGAAUGAGAUGGGAUGAGGAGGACCUGAAGGGUGCUGCAGGUUAUGGUUAUGGCUGUGGUCUCAGCUGUCUUGAGUUGCGCCGUUGGUAUGCGUACGGUGACGUCACGGGGAUUAGCCUAGAGAGGAAGGAUGAGGAGAAGGAAGCAAGCAAUGGAAGCACGCAAGCAAGCAAGCAUGCCUCGGAUAGGAAAGAUGAUUGGAGAUGA